Messenger RNA from Tupaia belangeri chinensis (Chinese tree shrew), 1068 nucleotides. It is a transcript of the gene GLIPR2, whose product is annotated as GLI pathogenesis related 2. The transcript is spliced from 5 exons. The coding region runs from base 144 to 620 and encodes 158 amino acids. NCBI's taxonomy places the organism in Eukaryota, Metazoa, Chordata, Mammalia, Scandentia, Tupaiidae. The record is from RefSeq and is a predicted model, not a curated record. Gene Ontology annotation, cellular component: extracellular region.
UCCCAUUUUUGCCUGUCAACCAAAACCUCCCAGAUCCUGGGGUUUAGACUCAACCUCACUGGACAGCCCUGCCGAGCCAAGUCCUCCGCAUCAGUUCGCUUACUCUUUAUCAUAAAGCCCUCGCAUGGCUCCACCGGUGAUGCAUGACUUGUGGUCAUCACCUACUAGCUUCCAAAGAGUUUAACAAGGAGGUCCUGAAGGCCCACAAUGAGUACCGGAAGCAGCACGGAGUGCCCCCACUGACGCUCUGCAAGAAGCUCAACCGGGAGGCUCAACAGUACUCCGAGGCCCUGGCCAGCACGAGGAUCCUCAAGCACAGCCCAGAGUCCAGUCGCGGCCAGUGCGGGGAGAACCUGGCCUGGGCAUCCUACGAUCAGACAGGAAAGGAGGUGGCUGAUAGAUGGUACAGUGAAAUCAAGAACUACAACUUCCAGCAGCCUGGCUUCACCUCGGGGACAGGACACUUCACAGCCAUGGUCUGGAAGAAUACAAAGAAGAUGGGAGUGGGGAAGGCAUCUGCAAGUGAUGGGUCCUCCUUUGUGGUGGCCAGAUACUUCCCAGCAGGGAAUGUUGUCAAUCAGGGCUUCUUUGAAGAAAAUGUCCUGCCUCCAAAGAAGUAAUUUGUCAGAUAGGAUGGGAAGGUGGCAAACCUAGGAAUGUGGGUAUCAAGUGCCUAGAACAACAAAAACCCAGCUGUGUGUCUCUGUGGGUGUACAUGCUGGUGUGUGUGAUGUGCGUGAGCAUCUCUUUUACACACGUGGGUACACAGUUCUGUGCAAGCUCAUCCUUAUUACAGGAAUGAGCCUUGGACGCAUUUACCCUGUUGAUGACCUAGACCACCAAUUCCCUGAAUGUGGGGAAGGGGCAGGAAUCAUUUUUUAUUCUAUUUUGGUUACUUUUAAAGCAUACUUCUUUUGUACCUUUCUUACUUCUAAUAUCCAUCCCUGGACUUUUUGUAUUCCAAAUAUUUGUGAUGCUGAGAAGUGAAGUUCAUUUUAUGAGAUCUUCAUGCACUGUAAUCUCCUUUUGGUAGAUGUCUAAGAGUAUUAAACUCUCAUUUAAAUGUGA